Phasianus colchicus (ring-necked pheasant) is the source of this 3700-nucleotide messenger RNA. The record is from RefSeq and is a predicted model, not a curated record. NCBI's taxonomy places the organism in Eukaryota, Metazoa, Chordata, Aves, Galliformes, Phasianidae.
AUGGAUGUUGGGACAGAGAGUUGGAUUGAACGGUGUCUCAAUGAAAGUGAAAACAAACGCUAUUCCAAUCACACCUCUCUGGGGAGCGUUUCUAAUGAUGAAAAUGAGGAAAAAGAAAAUAAUAGAGCAUCGAAACCACACUCAACUCCCGCUACUCUGCAAUGGCUGGAGGAGAACUACGAGAUUGCGGAAGGUGUUUGCAUUCCUCGCAGUGCUCUCUACAUGCAUUACUUGGACUUCUGUGAGAAAAAUGACACGCAACCUGUUAAUGCCGCCAGCUUUGGAAAGAUAAUAAGGCAACAGUUUCCACAGCUAACAACGAGAAGACUUGGAACCAGAGGCCAAUCGAAGUACCAUUAUUAUGGAAUUGCAGUGAAAGAAAACUCACAGUAUUACGACGUGAUGUAUUCUAAAAAAGGAGCAGCCUGGGUCAAUGAAACUGGAAAAAAAGAAGUGACCAAACAGACAGUGGCAUAUUCACCACGAUCCAAACUGGGAACGUUACUGCCAGAGUUUCCAAAUGUCAAAGAUCUAAAUCUGCCAGCCAGUCUGCCAGAGGAGAAGGUUUCUACCUUUAUUAUGAUGUAUAGAACUCACUGUCAGAGGAUACUAGACACUGUAAUAAGAGCAAACUUUGAUGAGGUUCAAAGUUUUCUUCUGCACUUUUGGCAAGGGAUGCCUCCUCAUAUGCUGCCCGUACUGGGUUCUUCAACUGUAGUAAAUAUAGUCGGAGUUUGUGACUCAAUUUUAUACAAAGCAAUUUCUGGAGUUUUGAUGCCAACAGUACUGCAAGCACUACCUGACAGUUUGACACAGGUGAUCAGAAAGUUUGCAAAGCAACUGGAUGAGUGGCUAAAAGUAGCUCUCCAUGACUUGCCAGAAAACCUACGAAAUAUAAAAUUUGAAUUGUCCAGAAGAUUCUCACAAAUACUCCGGCGACAGACGUCACUAAAUCAUCUCUGCCAAGCAUCAAGAACGGUGAUCCACAGUGCAGACAUCACUUUUCAAAUGCUAGAGGACUGGAGGAACGUGGAUCUGAAUAGCAUUACCAAACAAACCCUCUAUACUAUGGAGGACUCACGGGAGGAGCACAGAAAACUCAUCAUACAAUUGUAUCAGGAGUUUGAUCACCUUCUGGAGGAGCAGUCCCCCAUUGAGUCAUACAUUGAGUGGCUGGAUUCCAUGGUGGACAGAUGUGUUGUAAAGGUAGCUGCCAAGAGACCAGGCUCUUUGAAGAAAGUAGCUCAGCAGUUCCUCCUGAUGUGGUCCUGUUUUGGCACUCGAGUGAUUCGGGACAUGACUUUGCACAGUGCACCCAGCUUUGGGUCUUUUCACCUUAUUCACUUGAUGUUUGAUGACUACGUAUUGUACCUGCUAGAAUCACUCCAUUGUCAAGAGAGAGCUAAUGAGCUAAUGAGGGCAAUGAAAGGAGAAGGAAGCACAGCAGAAAUACGAGAAGAAAUUAUCCUGAGCGAACCAGCUCCUCCAACUCCCUCCCCAGUGCCGUUCUCCCCAGCUAAAUCGGCCACCUCAGUGGAAGUGCCCUCUGCCCCAUCACCUGUCAGCAACCAGUCCCCAGAGUACGGCGGCAUAGCAGCUACAACAGGGGCUAUGCAAUCCUACACGUGGUCACUCACCUACACUGUGACAACAGCUGCUGGGUCUCCUGCUGAAAAUUCCCAACAGCUGCCCUGCAUGAGAAGUCCACACGUACCAUCAUCAUCUGUCACACAUCGGAUACCUGUUUAUCCCCACAGAGAAGAACAUGGAUACACAGGAAGUUACAACUACGGUAGCUAUAGCAAUCAGCACCCCCAUCCAAUGCAGAGUCAAUAUCCAUCUUUACCACAUGAUACUGCCAUUUCUGGACCACUUCAUUACUCUGCUUACCACAGAAGCUCUUCACAGUACCCUUUCAACAGCCCGACAUCAAGAAUGGAGCCCUGUUUGAUGAGCAGUACUCCAAGGCUGCAUCCCACACCAGUGACUCCUCGCUGGCCGGAGGUGCCGGCUGCAAACUCCUGCUACACGAGCCCCCCCAUGCACUCCACCAGAUACGGCAAUUCCAGUGACAUGUACACCCCUCUGACUACACGCAGAAAUUCUGAAUAUGAGCACAUGCAACACUUUCCCGGCUUCGCCUACAUCAAUGGGGAAGCCACCACAGGCUGGGCUAAAUGAAAAUGACUGGUGUCAGUGAAGCCCGUAUACUUAAAAGAGUUAUACAAACUUGAUAUUAUGUGGGAAUUUACGUGGACGUUCCUGAAGGGUGGUGAAGAUGGAAAAGAUCCUGGGAAGAUAAAUGUAGUUCAUAACGUGGGCAGAUUGCAGACCAGUGUGACUGAAUGUUCCUGUAGCCGAAAAGCAUUUCUGUGCUAUUUUAGACAUCUUUUUAGGCCAAUCUGUGCCUUUUCUAAUUCCGGCAUGUGGGCCAACCCUGUGUGAUGUCGAUGUCAGUGAGCCAUUCCCCCCCCUCUUAUUGACAAACAUUAACGAGUCUUACAAAGUACUGGAACAGAAUAUAUUUAUGAUUUGUGUUAAAGACAGGAAAUUCACUCUCAGCAGAACUCUGACAUCUGUUCUUCUUUUAAGCUUUCAGUGCAUUCCUUAAAAACAAUUCUGCCAAGUCAUCAUUUGUUUGCAUCACUUCUUCUACCUGGCUCCUUAAAAGACAUGUGUUGUGUAGAUUUCAGUUUACAACCUAACUUUGUGUAUUGAUGCACCUUUCUGUUGAUCCAGUAACUUUACAAAAGAGAAGAAAACACAUGUAGCAUUGAAUUAUACACUGCCUUAAUUUGACUAUUAUUGUAUAUGUAUUUGUGUUAAGUUUGCACAAUCUGGAAAAAAAAAUCUAACUUCUCUGGUCAGUAAUGACAACAUUAAGAAUGGACUUGGGGACUGGGAAGAUAUUGGAUUCAGAGCCACAUAUGUUAAAUGUGAUGAUAUGAAGCAAUUAUGUAAAAAAGACAAUGCAAACACAAAUAUUCAUUUGAUUACCUGUUGACAGAUAUGAAAAUAUUCCCUCAAUUCCUUCAUGUGGUGAUAACUUCUACAAAAGCAAAAUUCAAAGCUGUGCCUUUGAACUUAUUCUGUACUGUGUAUGUGUGGAAAAAUGUAUUGUAUUUUGGGGAGAACUUUUCUUAGACAUUUUCUGUCGGAUUUGUAGCUAUUUGUGAGUUUUUGUUAGAUUUUAUUAACAUAGCUUUUUCUUCUGUAUUAUAAAAUGCACCAAGCAACUGUGGUGGACUUAUUACCCUAUGGGUAAGAAAUAAAUAAAUGGAGAUAUGACAUCAGACAUUUUAGCAAUUGUUUUGUAAAUAAAAUCUUUGAUAGCACUCAGUCUGAUAAUAACCACAUUUAUGCCUAAAAUGGACAUAAGUGUUUGUACAGUUGUGCAAGAUAUAUGAGGGAUUUUCAUGCUCAAAUAAAGUUCUUGAAAUUGAAUAGAUACCAUUUUAAUUUACUUAAUACAGAAGCUGCAACCCUUCAAAAAAUCCUACGAGUGACAAUGUAUUUUUUUAUCCAGCAAACGACUUGUGAACAUGUAUAACCAACUGCAAGUGAGCAGUCCUCCACCUGUGCUUCCAGCUACAGGCCACUCCAUUCUGUUUGCCAGUUGAUGACUUUAUAUUUUUUGGUUCAUAUCCUGUUACUGUUGCUCACCUAAGUCCGGAUAUCCACCCAAGCAGGUAAGAUAUGC